This is a messenger RNA of Planococcus citri (citrus mealybug), 4734 nucleotides long. Its product is annotated as guanylate cyclase 32E. Bases 627 to 4520 code for a protein of 1297 amino acids. The record is from RefSeq and is a predicted model, not a curated record. The transcript is spliced from 23 exons. Gene Ontology annotation, molecular function: peptide receptor activity; adenylate cyclase activity; guanylate cyclase activity. Gene Ontology annotation, biological process: receptor guanylyl cyclase signaling pathway; cGMP biosynthetic process; intracellular signal transduction. Gene Ontology annotation, cellular component: plasma membrane. NCBI's taxonomy places the organism in Eukaryota, Metazoa, Arthropoda, Insecta, Hemiptera, Pseudococcidae.
GUCUACUGGUCUUUACCAGUUAGGUUUAUACCGGUGUGGGGAUUGGUCGUUCUUGUCCGUGCAGCGUUCGAGUAAAACUCGCGAUCGCUUCAAAUUAUAACGUAAUUACGUAUUACGUGACGUAAUAUUUUUAUUAUUUUCCCCCGUGUUUUUUUCCACUUCUUUCUUCUUCUUUUUUUUUUUCUAUUUUUCUUGUACUUUUUUUUCGUGGUAUAUCGCUAUUGCAUUUACGUAAUAAUUUUCAUCCCUUCGUUUAUACGAGUGUUUUUCAUGUUUUAUUCUCUUCAUCGUCGGCGUGUUAAAAUCGAGUAUUUUUUAUUAUUCUUAAUUCACGGCUCGCGACAUUAACUGAAAUAAAAUUUGGGAAAGAAGAAAAGAAAUGGGCUGAAUAAGUCGGCCGAUACUCGUAUACCGGUACGCGUAUAACUUUCAAUAAGAUGACGCGCGAUGUCCUCGCAAUUUACAGCAUGCAGAAAUUUUUUCAUCAUCGUUGGGAUACGUGACUCGCAAAAGUUCAUUCGGAUUAUUGGAUUUCAAUUUUCGAAUUUCUGAUCAAUUGACGGCGAGGCGCGGCGGUCUGCGAGCUGGAAAGGAAACGGACUUGGGACGUUACGUAUUGAGGAGGCAUGUGGACAGGGUUACUGGCCCUACUUACAUUAAUUACGAGAUUGUAUUUGGCAAAAGGGACAGAAUUUACUGUCGGUUAUCUUACGGGCUCGCAGCGACGUCCCGAAGAUAUAACGUACAACAGACCCGGCGCUACCAUUUCAGGAGCCAUUACGCUAGCCGUCGAGGAAGUCAACGAAAAAAUACUCGCUCAGAAAGGUCAUAAGUUGAAAUUUGAGGUCGCUGAGACGUACGGAGACGAAACAGCCAGCAUCAAGCAGACUGCUACCUUGGUCUACAAAAACGUCAGCGGAUUUAUAGGACCGCAAGAGACUUGCAUACACGAGGCGCGAAUUGCAGCUGCUUUUAACCUACCAAUGAUCUCAUAUUACUGUACACAUAAUGAAACUUCAAACAAAAACAUAUUCCCAACUUUCGCCCGUACAAAACCACCUGACAUACAGAUUUCCAAAUCGGUCGCCGCUCUUCUACAUAACUUCAAUUGGACCCAGGUUACAUUCCUAUACUCGAGCAGUCCGGUGGACGGAUUUGGAAAAAUGGGCGAGACGGCGAUAUCUGUGCUGGAGAGCGGCGGAAUACGAGUUACACAACACGCAACCUGGGACAAGGUUUACCACUACGGUUACUCGCAAAAUCCGUUCGUCGAUCUCGUUAAACGCACUUACCAGAAAACGCGCAUUUAUGUUGUGCUCGGACAGUAUUACGAACAUUUAGGACUGCUAUCGGCCAUGAAUGACAUGAGCUUAUUCGAAGCAGGCGAAUAUUUUGUCGUCGGCAUCGUCACUCAAGCGUACGACACGAAAGAUCCGGGCAAAUAUUUAAGGAACGCGUUCAAUCAGACAAUCACGCCGUCGCUGGUGCAAAGUUACAAAAACUAUCUGGCCGUUGUACAAAGUCCAGCCCAAGGAUUCGAAGCGUUCAGCAAAAAAGUGAACGAGUACCUGGAAAAGCCUCCGUUCAAUUUCGAAAAUCCUUUGACCGCCGAAAGUAGGGAGAAAAAGGACAACGAGAACUCGACAAAGCCGUCGUUUAAUUUUGAAAAUCUUUUGGCGGUCAAAAGCAAAGGGAAAAAAAUUAGUACAGAAGCGGCUUAUCUAUACGAUGCGGUUCACUUAUACGCGCAAGCUUUACUCAAAGUUCUAGAAGCUGGAGAUGAUCCGUUCAACGGUACCGCCAUCAUUCAUCACGUGAAGAAAUGCUAUUAUAAAAGCGCAUUAGGGUACAUGGUACAUAUCGACGAAAACGGCGAUGCGGAAGGAAAUUAUACGGUGUUGGCUUUAAAACGUCGUCCCGACAAUGAAACUGAGUACGGUCUAUAUCCCGUGGCAAUGUUCAAUCGUCUGGUGCCGAACGUUAAGAAUUUACCGGAAAUGCAAAUGAUUUCGGAUAUUUAUUGGAUUAACGGAAAACCGCCGGUUGCAGAACCUGUCUGCGGAUUUCAAGAAGAAAGAUGCAUUUCCUACACUUUGGAGAUAUUAUUCAGCGUGGCCGGAUUCUUUUUAGUUGUUUUUCUAGUCAUAUCAUUUGUCUUGUACAGAAAUUGGAGAUACGAACAGGAGUUGGAUAGUUUGCUAUGGAAAGUAGAUUACAAAGAUAUCGAGAUGAACGAUCCAGAGAGCAACAGUACCUCUUCCAGUAAAAUAUCUCGCACUCUUCAUCCAUUAGUUGGAACUAGUCAAGUAUCGUUAAGUUCGAAUCCCGAUGCCGAUUUUCGAUAUUCUGCCAUUUACACUACCGUUGGCAUUUAUAGGGGUCGAGUUUUUGCUGUUAAAAAAAUAAAGAAGAAAAAUAUCGAUUUAACUAGAGAAAUGAAAAAAGAACUGAAAGUGAUGAGAGAUCUGCGUCAUGAUAAUUUAAACGGUUUCAUCGGCGCAUGUACUGAUCCCCCGAAUAUCUGCAUAGUUACUGAAUACUGUGCUCGGGGUAGUUUAAAGGAUAUUUUAGAAAACGAAGAAGUAAAAUUAGACAAUAUGUUCAUUUCGUCGUUGGUGGCCGAUAUUUUACGGGGUAUUUUAUACCUACACGAAUCACCUGUUCAUUGUCACGGUAAUUUGAAACCAUCCAAUUGUUUAGUGGAUUCUAGAUGGGUUUUGAAAUUAACCGACUUCGGAUUUCACGAAUUUAAAAAAGAAUCCGAAGAUUAUCCGCAUCAUUUCUCGCAGCACGACACGUAUCAAUUAAUUAACGACAACGUAUCGUGCAAAUGCGAAGGACUUUUGUACAGAGCGCCGGAACUACUUCGAGAUUCAAACUCGUACAUAACGGGUACUCAAAAAGGAGACGUGUACUCGUUCGGUAUAAUUUUGUACGAAAUAAACGGUCGACAAGGACCGUUUGGAAGUUCUACGUGCCUUACGUUAUCGGAAAUGCUGCAAAAAAUAGUCGAUCCUAGUGAUUCAACGACUCCAUUUAGACCUCCGUUAGAUUUAUUGGAAAACAGUUUCGAUUUUGUUCGGGAUUGCUUGAAAGAGUGUUGGGCUGAAAAUCCGGAAGAUCGACCGGAAUUCAAAAUUAUUAGAAAUAAACUACGGCCGAUGAGGAAAGGAAUGAAACCGAAUAUUUUCGAUAACAUGAUGGCUAUGAUGGAAAAAUACGCUAAUAAUUUGGAGGUUUUGGUUGAUGAAAGAACGGACCAACUGGUCGAAGAGAAAAAGAAAACAGACGCCCUGCUGUACGAAAUGUUACCACGAUACGUAGCAGAACAAUUGAAACGUGGCCAUAAAGUAGAUCCUGAAAGUUUUGAUUCUGUGACAAUUUAUUUCAGCGAUAUCGUUGGAUUCACAUCGAUGUCUGCAGAAAGCACACCAUUGCAGGUGGUCGACUUUCUAAAUGAUUUAUACACGUGUUUCGAUUCCAUCAUUGAAAAUUAUGACGUUUACAAAGUUGAAACUAUCGGCGAUGCGUACAUGGUGGUGAGCGGUUUACCAAUUAAAAAUGGAGAUAAUCAUGCUGGUGAAAUAGCUACUAUGUCGUUGCAUCUGUUGGACGAAGUUAGAAAAUUUAGAAUGAGACAUCGACCUUAUGAUAAUCUAAUGCUAAGGAUAGGAAUUCACUCAGGACCCGUUUGCGCUGGUGUAGUAGGUUUAAAAAUGCCGAGAUAUUGUUUAUUUGGCGACACAGUGAAUACUGCUAGCAGAAUGGAAUCAACAGGAGCAGCUUUGAAGAUUCAUUGCAGCGCCGAAUGCAAAGCGUUGUUGGAUCGUUUAGAAGGAUACACGGUGGUGAAACGAGGCAUCAUUGGCAUGAAAGGCAAAGGGGAAGUAUUAACUUAUUGGUUGGUCGGCGAAGAAGCUAACCAUCGAGCCAAGCGUAGUGAAGAACGAAUGAGACGUCGCGAACAAUUAUCCCGCAAAGACGUGUCUAAGCGUAAUAAAAGUUGUAAAAUGGACGUACAACAAACAUCAAUUCCGAGGAGUUCUUUGAAGAAUAAAAAUUCUCUCUCUUGCCCUCGAAACGUAGUAUCUCGAUGCGUUAGUCUGGAAUCUCCGAAAAAGCUACGUUUCGCUAAUGGAAAUAUUCUAGAAUGCAAUCCCUAUCAUAAGUGCAGCCACGAUCCCAUGAUAGACGUCAUCUUUAACGAUAUGCCGGUAAAGAGACGUCCGUCCAAAGUACCCGAACUAGGAGACGAGUUCGCUGAUACUCUGAUGAGCGUUUCGUGUCCUUGUAUCGAAAACAUUACCUCGAAUGCCGAUAAACCUAAAAUACAGUCUACUAAAAGGAAUUAUGACGAAAACGAAUACGAAGAUGGCUACUGUAACAGCGAACCUUAUCUACUAACUUCGUCGAUUCCGUGCAUAUCUGUAAAUUCUGUAAAGGAGGUUUCUAAUUCUACCAAACAUAUUUCCGAUGUAAACAUUCCAUUGUUGCAUAAUCAUUGUGAUUCUGUUAUGUAAACGCGUCAAAUCGCAGUUUCAGUUCUCUUCUUUACUCGAGUAUUACCUAAUCUACCUACCUACUUCUUUAUUUUUUAUAUUUUUUACAAAUUCAAUUUCAACUAGUCGUCCGUGUACAAUAACUAAAGUACCUACCUUGAUACCUUCGUACAUACUAUAUGUGCCGAUAUCUACGUAUGCGUACAAUUUUUUAAUAAAGCGAAAGUUACUUGUC